Messenger RNA from Sphaeroforma arctica JP610, 903 nucleotides. RefSeq lists its product as hypothetical. The transcript has 5 exons. NCBI's taxonomy places the organism in Eukaryota, Ichthyosporea, Ichthyophonida. The coding region runs from base 1 to 903 and encodes 300 amino acids. The record is from RefSeq and is a predicted model, not a curated record.
AUGAAUGGACGUCGUCUGUCUGACCGAGAGGAAGAUGACCAAUACGAUAGCGUUAUACUGAUUCAUCUACUCAAAUUAAAGAUUUUAGAGAGUCAGCCCCAUUCCUUCGAUCGCGAAGUGGGGAACUCCCAGCAGCAAUUCACAGAACAGAACAAUCUUAAAGAGUUAAAUAUUAUCGAAAGCCAAACCCAUUUGUUCGAUCGAGAAGAGGAGAACUUCCAGCAGCAAAUUGCAGAAUUGGGUCGAGAUUUGGUCGAGGCACAGCAACGACUGGAAACUGAGAGAGCGGCCAAUAAUGCCAACACGAAUGGCCAGGUUGAAGCCCAAACUCUGCGUGACCAGAUUUUCGGACUACAAUCUGAACUGCGCAAACAACAAGAAGGUGCGCAACAACACAUACAAGGCUUGGAACAAACUUUGGCCCAAUUGGAGGGUGAAAAGAGGACUAAUACGGAGCAUAUACAGCGACUAACACAGGCACUUGCGCAACUGGAGGCAGAGAAGAGAACUAGUAAUGAGCACAUCCAGCGCGCGGAGCAGGCACUCGCUCAGCUAGAAGGGGAGAAGCGGAAUAAUACUGAAGAGUUCCGGACUAAUCACGAGGAGUUGCAGAACAAUAUGGAGGAGCUCAGACACGACAACGAUGAAUUGCGGACUAAUAACGAAGAGCUGAAGGACAGUGUGGGACAAUUGCAGGAUCGGCUGAAUGAGGUGGAGAGUGAAAACGCGGAGUUGCAGCAGAUUGCCGACUCCAGUCAGGUGCAAUACAACGCUAAAGUACAGGAAGUCGAAGGUCUCCGUCAGCAAAUGCACAACACACAUGAAGAAAUGCGAAACAUACGCAACGCUGCACAAGACGCACAAACGAGAACCAACGACACAGGUAGGGGAUUGCUGAUAUAA